AUGGCGGACUUGCAAGAGCUGUUUGCCCGCCUCAAGAACCAGCAAUCCGAUCACUCACAAAAUUCGGCGCAGCAACAAGCUCAGCAGCCGAAUAUAUGGCAGCCGAAUCAGCAGUACCAGCAGCCUGCUGUCUCGUCGCCACUGUUCUCGCCGCCGAUUCAGACGCCGAAUCCUGUUCACUCUUCCAACAUCAUCAGUCCAGUCAAUCCAGCCUCCUCUGCGGGCACGCCAGCUCCUGAUGUCAACCGCACGAACAAUCUUCUGAACCUGCUCAAGUUCAACGGCCAGCCCGGUCAGCAGCAAGGCGGUCAGACCGGUGCAAUGGCCAAUCUACAGAACGUCAAUGCCAACCGACAUUCCUCAUCUCAGACCCGCGACGCCGGAAGCUCACGACCACUCUCGGCCGCUGAUCUGAUGUCGAGCCUGCGCGGUCCAUCGUCUACUCGAGCAAGUCCAUCUCCAAUGGCCGGCGGUGGUGCCGAAAAGAGUGAGGGACAGGCUGCAAGUCCCAAUGCGCAAGAUUUCUUGCUCAAUCUUCUCACCAAACCAAAGUCUCAGCAGCCGCCUAUCCAAGCAGUCGGAGAGCCCGUGGCUCCAAGUAUUGAGCGGGCGGAGAAGAAAGAGCCGGACGUGGAUAUAUUGGCGCAGAAUUUGGCCGCUACCAAGAUCGACACGGGUUCCCAAGCCCGCGCACACAGGGAGUCCACACCGGUUCGUCAGUUUGGGAGUCCUGCAGCCCAAACCUCACCAUUCGAGGCUCUGCAGCCGUCGAAGGCGCAAAUGUUCACAUACGUCAAUCCGUUUGAUCAGCUGAACAUGUCUUCGCCGCUCAACCGGACGCCUAAGCCUGAGCAACAAGCUGAAGUCGCACAUGCCGCCCAGCCGAAGAAGAUUGAAAUUCUGAAGCACACUCGCGAUGCUUCUUCUCAAAACGGAGAUGGCUCAGCCCACGCAACGAAGAGCAGGAAGAUGGGCUCGAAUGACACCGCAUCAGCGCAUGCUGCCGAUGAGAAGAAUCAGCAGAGCGUGUCGGAGGCGUUGGAAGAUGUUGGUGAACAAGUAGACAAGCAAGUUGAAGAGGCACUGGCCAAGGCGGGCGACAAGUCUGUUCCGAACAAGUCAGAUCCGACACAGGGAGGCGAUGCGGCAAACGAUGAGCCAACUGUGAAGAAAGAAGAGACCGAUGAUGUGGAGUCGAAUUGGGACAGCGCGGAAGACACGAACAAAGAAGAGUUCGAGGUGGAGGUGUACAACUUCCCCAUGAAGCCCUUCGUCUCGCUACAGAUUCAAAAAACGAAGCAGGCACAGCCGAUACGCCAGGACAACUUUAUGGUCAUUGCCUCUCUGAAGAAGGAAUUCGAUCAAGUUGACCGGUGUCUUGUUACUGCCACUCAAGCGCACAUUGUCUACGCUCAGGCCGCUGCCAAAAAGGACAACGGUGGUUUCCGCAUCAUUCGCCAAGACACAGGCGAUCACAAGCAAGUCUUCCGUUCUAGCGGCGAGCGCGUUUUCAGUGUCCAGCUCUGCACUAACGGCCAGCCAAGUAGCGACGUGGAGACUGUGCUUGGUACGGGCGUCAAUGGUUCUCUCUUCUGGAGCUUACUGGGCAAGUCGCGUGGUGACCUCUUUGCGGACGACGAUGUGGAAGCUAAGGGAUUCGCCAUGCCACCCUUGAAUACCGCAGAGGAAAACAAUUCCGGGUCGCCGGUGAAGACGCGCGCCAAGAUGAGCUGCCGGCAUCCGGACUUCUUUGCUGUUGCUAGGGGCAAACAGAUUUUCAUCGUUGGUCCAGAAACGGUCAGGAACUCCAUGUAUUGCGACGGAACCACCCGGAUUGUCGACAGUGAGAAGUUCUUCAACGAACACAGCCUUAAGAUCAACACCGGCAAAGCUGGCAAAGACUUCUGCUUCUCCGAGGAUGAUACUGUUAUUGUUAGCCUCGAUAAGAAUGGACGAUUCAAGUUCUGGGACAUCCGCGAGUUGUCACGUCGUGCCAGCAUUUUGCACGCCGACAAACAAGAGAGCGUGGAGCUGAAGGAGCCAUUGUGGACGAUGAUGUCCGCGGCAUCGGGCAGCAAACCAGAUGAGAAGCCAUCAGUGUCUUCCAUCCUCUUUCUCGACAAGGAUCGACCCUUCACUAAAGGGACUGCCCUCCGAUACAUGCUAAUUGGCUUCAAGCAAAACCACACUCUCCAGCUUUGGGAUCUGGGUCUUGGCAAGGCAGUGCAAGAGCUUCGGCUGCCACACGAGAAAGACAGCGAUGGCAUCUGCAGCAUAAGCUAUCACCCCAAGACUGGUAUCAUUGCUGUUGGCCAUCCGACCCGAAACAGCAUCUACUUCAUCCACCUUUCCGCUCCUAAGUACAAUCUUCCGGCGAUGGAGCAGGCAAAGUUUAUCAACAUGCUCGCACAAAAUGAUCCGGGUCUUCCCAAGCCUGAGAGCACGGCUAUCAUGAGUGGACUUAGGGAGUUCUCUUUCGCAAAAGUCGGACAACUUAGGAGUGUCGACAUGCUUCGCACUCCAGUUGAGACUGCCAGUGAGAAGAACAGCCCAGAAGAGACGCUAUUUGAGUUAUACGCUAUGCACUCCAAAGGCGUUGUCGGUAUCAGCGUCAAGCGCGAUGACCUGGGCUGGGAUGAUCAGAGCAAGAUGGUGAAUCCUAAGGAUGCCGUGAAGGAAGGUGUCGUCGAAGUUGGCGAUCUCAUUCAGCCAUCCAAGCAGCCCACUCCCAGCGAGCAAUCCAGCAACGCGGAAAACUCUGUUUCGAGACAGACUAGCAAGUCGGCCACAAGCAAGAAGCCAGAACCUACAAAGGCUCAAGCGCCACCUAAGGUCGAGAUCAAGAAGAAGGAAACAUCGCCCACUUCCGCGGCAAAUGGAACCGCACGCAUCGCUACUCCCGAGCCAUCUACGAAGCCAGUCUCUCAGGCCCCGACCAAUCCACCGCUGAUGACCCCUGAUUCUUACGCCCUAGCUGCGCAGCCCGCUAAAUCUUCAACGGCCGAAGAGCCAGCCGAGGAUGCCACCAAGAGAGCUGUCGCAUCUUCCAAGCAGGAUGGCGCUGCUUCAAACCUCAGCACUGAACGUCAGGACGUGGAGGCUUUGCUCACCAAGCAUUUCGAUUCGCUGUAUUCGCGCAUCGAGUCUGAUAAGCGUGUGCAAGAAGCCGCGGCUGGCGCGAAGCAAGAUGGUCUUCUACGAGUCGUAUCUUCCACCCUCACGGAGAACGUGGACCGUAGCCUCGCCAACAUCAUUUCCUCGCGCAUCGAGAAGGACGUAAUUCCAACUCUGACGGACGUCACAAGCAAGGUGGCAGAGCGCAAGAUUGCUGAGACUCUCCCUCAACAGCUGAAUGCAAGCGUGUCUUCGGCAAUAAAGUCUACAUUGUCCAACACGCUUCAGCAGGCGCUCAAAGACAAGGAUGUGCAACGUACCAUUUCGGAGACGACCGCCAGCGCUGUUUCUGCAAAGGUUCAGCAGCAAGUCUCGACCCUGUUGCAACAAUCACUUCCUAACAUGGCAACCCAAGCUGCACAGAAGAUGGUGGGCGAUCUAGAGAAGCGCUUGGGUCAGCAAAUGCAGCAAGCCGAGACCCAGCGACAGAAAGACAACGCCAAGAUUGAAGAAUUGUCCAACAUGGUCCGCAGCUUGUCUCACACGGUGCAGAACAUGGCGGCCAGCCAGUCUGCCUUCCAGGAGCAGAUUUUGAAGAUGCAGCGCGAGAGCAAGUCCAAUGCCGGCUCUGCAAGAUCUAACACAUCUGGUAGUGCAGCCCAAGACCCACCAGCUCAACCUGAGCAGGACAAUGAGGUCACGGAAAUGGCGCAGAAGCUCAUGCAAGGACAGUACGAGGAGGCAACGAUUCAGGUAUGUAUAUAUUUCGUCGGGUCAGUGUUCGAGUGCUAAUCUGCUUGUAGUGGAUUUCAUCCGACCGUCAAGCCGAGAUCUUCGACAGGCUUUUCGUGAGAGUCGAUCCAGACUAUUUGCGACAAGUCUCGCCACUCGUCGCGCUCACGGUCUCUGCCGCCUUGACGUCCAGCUUCGACACCAACCUCAAGGAGCGUCUCGAUUGGCUGGGCAGAGUCCUGGCUCAAAUCGACAUGAGAGACAGCGACAUUAGGGAUGUCGCUCCUAAGAUCAUGGACGUGCUGUCGCAGCGCCUGCAGGGAGCCUACAUGGAGAUCUCCGAGGCCAAUCCGAGCGACACUUCGCUCAAAAGCAUCAGCCAGCUUAAUCGGUUGGUCAACGAGAUCCGGAGAAUGGCCUCCUGA
This is a messenger RNA of Lecanosticta acicola, 4271 nucleotides long. Lineage: Eukaryota; Fungi; Ascomycota; Dothideomycetes; Mycosphaerellales; Mycosphaerellaceae. The record is from the annotation of a GenBank genome assembly.